Messenger RNA from Juglans regia (Persian walnut), 1654 nucleotides. RefSeq lists its product as uncharacterized. Lineage: Eukaryota; Viridiplantae; Streptophyta; Magnoliopsida; Fagales; Juglandaceae. The coding region runs from base 335 to 1480 and encodes 381 amino acids. The record is from RefSeq and is a predicted model, not a curated record. The transcript is spliced from 2 exons.
UUCUUCAUCCACAUCCUCAUGUCCGCUCGGAUCUCUCCGAACUGCAUAUCUGACAAACCGUAAAAACCGAACAGGACCCUAGAUCGAAAGACAUUUGACCGUUGCCUUUGAAUCUCAACACACGUGAAGUCCAGCGCACAUACAUAUGUAUAUAUAUUCCUUCCAUUUCGGCAACAAUGGCACCCAUUCGAAGUGGCGCUUCGUCUCCAACAUUCACUUCCCAAAGGCCACCAAUGGAACCUAUUCAUCCUUAUAAAAGCAAAUCCAAUUCCGCCAGGACCGCCACAAGGGACAAAGCUAUAUUAUCAACCAGUCCAGUCGACGUUCAACAACAAUGGCAGGUUCAUCUUUACCCCCUUCCAGAUCCUCUUCUUUGGCAAAUACUUCAGUCUCGCAAGAGGAAUUCAACGUGUUCCACGCCAUCGACCGCAAACUCUUCAGCCGCUUGGUCUUUAACCUAGGCCGUGACCCCGCGGAGGCCACCCAAAUCAUGGCGCUCUGGCUCUGGCUCGAGAUGGUAGACAAGGAAAUCGACAUGGUGUAUUCCAAACUGUUGUCCUUGCCCGACACCUUACUCAACGAACUUGUCGAAGAGUCGGUCGUGGCCUUAGCUUGCAUAGAGAGCAACAUAUUCCCUUUCGCUUCCGAGAGUGUUGACAGUAUCCCUCUGAUAAAGAACUUAACAAAAACAGGGGUCUCUCUCCGCUUCUUCCAUGACAAUCGCAUUGGAAUUAUUCAAGAAGUCACCAAGAUUACCAACGAGGUCUGCCUGAGAGCGUUCGAGGACAUAGUCAAACUCGCACAGGGAAUAAGCGAAAACAAUACCGGGAUUGGAGGCGAGUUGGGUCAUUUUGGAAAGGGAGCACAGAACUUUAAGCCCUUUAACUUUUACGGUUCAACCAUGAACCCUUUUUUGCCUGUUUGGAAUUACAAUUCUAGUUCUGGGAUUCGUCAUCCUCACAUGGGGGCUCUGCCAUACUUGCCUCUUCAUGUCAGUGGAGGAGUACCUUCGGAGACUUCACAGGAUUUUGAUCCUUAUGAUCUUUCGGUGCAGAGGAAGUUUUUAAACAGCGAGAUGAUCAGUGAAGUUUUGAGCCAAAUAAAGUUGAGCACUGAUGAAGAAGAGAAAGAGAAAGACGUCCCACCAGAUGAGAGGACUAUUUUCUUGACAUUCUCCAAAGGUUACCCCAUUUCAGAAUACGAAAUCAGAGAGUUCUUCACCAGGAAAUUUGGAGAUUUUAUUGAAGCAAUCCAUAUGCAAGAAGUCCUUCUUCCAGUGAAGCAACCGCUCUAUGCCCGCCUUGUAGUUCGUUUAGCUUCCUCCAUUACAGAGGUCCUUGACGGCAAGAACAAAGCCAACUUCUCCAUCAACGGAAAGCAUGUGCGUGCACGUAAGUAUUUGCGUAAAAACCCCAGGUCGCCACAAAAAUCAUCUCCACCGUCGACGUCACGACCUACUUCACCAGAAAACAAAGCUUAGCUUUUGAGUUGAAAUGUUGUCAUUUGAUUGAGUGAAUGGUUUAUGUACGAUUUUUCCUAAUUUCAUGUUAAUGCUCUGUUAUCGGGAUAAGUACUACAUAAUCGACUUUGUAAUAUCUGGGACUUAUCUAUUUGUUUACAUGUAACACUUUGAUUUGACAUUUUUUAUAAGGGA